AUGUGUUUUUUUAAUUGUAAUAGAAGAUUAACUAAUAAUCGAUUAUUAAUGAAUCUAAACAGAUAUGAACCAUAUAAUUGCGAAAUGUGUAGGAACUAAAAAAAAUUAAAGAAUCUUCAAUAUUGUGGAAGGUUCUCUAUUCAAUUCGAAAAUCUAUCAGAAUGUCACCCAGAUUUAUCAACUUUAUUGAUCAAUUAAUAAGGAAAAUCCAAUUAUAUUCAUUGUGUGAAAUGCAAAUAAAAUUUUUUUUUAGAUAAAAAAGAUAAUCAUAUAAAUGUUUUCAAAUUCACUUGCAAUCAUUCAUAAAUAAAAUUUAUUAAAUAAUGCAUAUCUUGUAGAUAAUUAAUUAAGAAAAAAUAAUACUAAAAAUGCAAGAAAUGUUAACUAUCACUCUUGUUUUUUAAUAUAAGUAGAUAAGUAAAAUGUCCUCGAUGUGGCAUUAUAUGUUGUGAAUCAUGUAAAAAUGAAAUGUAACUAUUUUCAUAAUAAUUUUGCAAUUGUAAAAUUAUUAAAUAUUCUAAAAAUGUCACAUGCUAUACAUAUUUAGUUUCUGCUAUAAUUUUGAUAAUAAUUUUGGCAUUAAUAGGUUCAUAUUAUUUAGAAAAUUCUGAAUAUUAUUAAUCAAUGGUAUGCACAAUUAAGGAUGGAUAUUCAAAUGUAAAUUGUACAUAAGAAUAACUAUAUAAAGACAGUUUGAAAUAAUUGAUAUUGUUCAUAGGAUUAAUUUUAGUAAUGUGUCUUGUGCCAGCUUUAUUUGAGAGCUUUACCUUGUUAAGAAAAUCUUAACUUCGAUAAUAAAGAGCUAUAAGAAAUAAAUUUAGAUGA
Paramecium pentaurelia is the source of this 825-nucleotide messenger RNA. The record is from the annotation of a GenBank genome assembly. NCBI's taxonomy places the organism in Eukaryota, Ciliophora, Oligohymenophorea, Peniculida, Parameciidae.